GAAAGCAAAGGAAGUAGAAUUAGGGUUUUGUGGGAGGAGAAGUAAGCGUUGCAGUUGAGUGAAGAACUCUAGCAAUGGCGCCGAAGCAGAGAGCAGCAAGGAAGGUCGGCAGGAACCCUGAACUGGUGCGGGGGAUCGGGAAGUACUCUCGGUCUCAGAUGUACCACAAGAGGGGUUUGUGGGCCAUAAAGGCUAAGAAUGGUGGCAAGUUCCCCGUCCAUGAACCCAAGCCUAAGCCCCAGGCCCUCGCUCAAAAGCCUCCUAGGCUAGCAUUACUCCUGGGACAGUGCUGAUUCUUCUUGCUGGAAGAUUCAAGGGGAAGAGAGUUGUGUUCCUCAAGCAGCUUCCUUCUGGGCUGCUUCUUGUGUCUGGACCCUUCAAGAUUAAUGGAGUUCCGUUGAGACGUGUGAAUCAGUCGUAUGUUAUUGCCACAUCAACCAAAGUAGAUGUGUCUGCUUGUAACGUGGAGAAAUUCGAUGACAAAUACUUUUCAAAGGAAGUCCAGAAAAAGAAAAAGAAGGGAGAAGGCGAGUUCUUUGAGUCCGCGAAAGAGGAGAAGAAGACCCUCCCUCAAGACAAGAAGGAUGACCAGAAGACUGUUGAUUCUGCUUUGAUAAAAGCCAUAGAGAGUGUUCCAGACUUGAAGUUUUACCUUGGUGCUAGGUUUUCUUUGAAGCAAGGCCAGAAGCCUCAUGAAUUAGUCUUCUAGAGGAAGGCAGAGUCUUAGAAUUUCUUUUUGAUAUUCUGUUUUGUGUUAAGACUUGGAUCUAAUUGUUGUCUUUUGAUAAUAGACAUUUGCGAAUGUGUUUUUUU
This is a messenger RNA of Arachis duranensis, 813 nucleotides long. RefSeq names its product 60S ribosomal protein L6-1. NCBI's taxonomy places the organism in Eukaryota, Viridiplantae, Streptophyta, Magnoliopsida, Fabales, Fabaceae. The record is from RefSeq and is a predicted model, not a curated record. Gene Ontology annotation, cellular component: cytosolic large ribosomal subunit; ribosome. Gene Ontology annotation, molecular function: RNA binding; structural constituent of ribosome. Gene Ontology annotation, biological process: ribosomal large subunit assembly; cytoplasmic translation.